Messenger RNA from Cucurbita moschata (crookneck pumpkin), 1002 nucleotides. RefSeq names its product DNA polymerase epsilon subunit 3. The transcript is spliced from 3 exons. Gene Ontology annotation, cellular component: epsilon DNA polymerase complex; CHRAC. Bases 190 to 687 code for a protein of 165 amino acids. The record is from RefSeq and is a predicted model, not a curated record. NCBI's taxonomy places the organism in Eukaryota, Viridiplantae, Streptophyta, Magnoliopsida, Cucurbitales, Cucurbitaceae. Gene Ontology annotation, molecular function: protein heterodimerization activity; chromatin DNA binding. Gene Ontology annotation, biological process: DNA damage response; heterochromatin formation; leading strand elongation.
GAAAAAAAAGGGCACAGAAUUGAUGGACCGAAACCCUGAAGGCCUCAACACUGAAAUUAAUGGCGGGAAACACAUUCGAGAACGAUGAAUAUGGAACUGCAGAGGCCGCCUCUGAGAGAGAUCAAUCUUUAAGCUGAAGAGCCAAAGAAGAACACUCUGAGGCAUCGUUGAGGUAGAGAGUAGAGGAAGAUGGAGAAAAAAGUUGGGGCUGAGAUCGAAGAGCUUCCGAAGACUAUAGUUCGCCGAGUGGUUAAAGAGAAGCUUUCUCAGUGCUCUCGGAACCAGGAUAUUUCCGUCAACAAAGAUUCGCUUCUAGCCUUUUGCGAGAGCGCUCGGAUCUUCAUUCAUUACCUCUCCGCAACGUCGAAUGAUAUAUGCAAGGAAUCGAAGAGGCAGACGAUUAAGGCGGAAGAUGUAUUGAAAGCUCUAGAAGAUAUGGAAUUUCCCGAGUUGGUUAGGCCUCUUAAGGCUUCCCUCAAUGAAUUCAGAAGUAAGAAUGCUGGAAAGAAGGCAGCUGCGUCCAGGAUAAAAGAAGCGAAAAAGAGGAAGAUAGAAGAAGAGCCUACAGUUGAAGGUACUGAUGGUGAAAGCAAAGAUGAUGUCGAAAAUGACAAUGACGAUAACGAUGACGGUAACGAUAAAGAUGAAGAUGAAGAUGAAGUUGAGAAUGGUGGCAGUGAUGACUGAGAAACAUGAUGUAUUUCCCUAAUUAGGUACUUAAAAUGAGGUUAUUCCUCACUUUGUACGCAUAAGAUGGUUUGCAAGUCUUCUAGGAGUAUAUUUUUCUUUUUUCUGAGACUAAUUUAGGUUGUAUAUUGUGAAGCGGCAGAUGCACUUUUUGGCAAGUUCUGUAUCUCUGUCCACAUGGUAGUGAGAGAGGCUCCCAUACCUUAUUAAAUCCAUUUGUUUUCUGGGUUUUUCCCCCAUAGUUUUUCGAAUGCCAGACAUGAAGGACAUGUUUGUUUCUUAGUUUCUAACGUAUAAAAUCCACAAAUGUUGGUG